Bursaphelenchus xylophilus (pine wood nematode) is the source of this 4118-nucleotide messenger RNA. Lineage: Eukaryota; Metazoa; Nematoda; Chromadorea; Rhabditida; Aphelenchoididae. The record is from the annotation of a GenBank genome assembly.
AUGCCCAGGCUGGGCGUUUUCUCGGCUGCAGGAACGGUACUCUCGAUCGAGGUGAAGGUGGGCGUUGAUUUGGCCGCUGGAGAGCUGUAAGAGACGGGGCAGGAGUUGCCGGGUGUAACGGGAGGCUCGAUCAUUGACUUUUCUACCAAAAUGCGAUUAUUUUUGGCUGAUCUGGCUUCGAUUGCAUCAAAAAUUUUGCAUACCAUUGAGGAUCGACCUAAUUUUAGACAAAAUUUGUUGAUUCCAAGGUUUUAUUCGUCAAACUAGUGGGAAAAAAUGUGUGUAUAUUUCGAGUAGACUCUUAUUCUUUCCAUUGACGAGUAAUUCAACAGUUUUAUUUCGUCUUUUCCUAAAGAAAAUCAGAUUUCGACCUUACUUUACACUAACCUUGUCUAGUUCAAAAUUUCCACCUCUUUACUAAAUUUUUUUUCCUCUCAAAAGUCUUUUUUAGACUUCUACUUCUGUAAAGUUUACUGCUUUAAGACCUCAAGCUUUAAUUUCCACUAAAAAUUAAAAUUUUUUAUAUUACUUUGGUGUUCAAUCUGCCUACUUCAAUAUCAAAUUCAUGCGAAAGGUGAAUCGCUCUUUUUAUUUCAUUUUUCAUACAAAAAUCGCAUGUACUUUUCAUUCGAAAAAAGAGCGCCUCGUUUUUUACUGUAUGAUUCUAUUCUUUGACAUUUUUUUAUAUUGUACUAGACAUCAACUGAAUGGAUCUUUGAUUUUUGUCGGUUUUGUGGUCUAGUAUUUCUUAAAAUCGUUGAAAUGUGUCGUACAUGAUGCAGAAAAUAUUGUGAGCUGAAAAUACGCCGGAUAUCGAGGUUUUCAACAUCAAGUUCUUCACCAUCCUCUUCUUGACCUUUUGCCUCUCGAAACUGCCGCAGUAAAUAAAUAUUCUUUGGUCCAGAUAUUAUUUCAUAAUACCCCGACCCGAGUAUGCAAACUUGGGCCCCGUAAAAGAACAAUAAAAAUACAGGUUUGGAUUUCUAUGGGUGCGGGGGACGACAGGUCAAGACUGGUUCGUUUUUUAUUGCUCUAGACGAAUCACUCUAAAGGACAUGUUUAUUGAGGGUAAAGGAAGAUGGGGAGAUGAUUGGACUAGAGUGGGGGUUUAUUAACACAAGGAGGGAUAUUGUAAUUUGGGAUCUUGUACUAGACUAUUGGAUAAAAAAAAUUUUUUUUUGCGGUGAAGGCAUUGAAAAAAUCGGUACCCAUUCUAUCUGAGGAGUAUAAUAUUUCUUCACAAAAUCGAUUUUGGCAGAGCGCAAUUUCCGGAGAAACGGCGAAUUUUUGUCUGACCGACUCUCCUCAUUUUGCGUACUCUCUCGGAAAAUUAUUUCGUAGCUUCGCUGCGGAUGAAAAAUAAGAGCUGAUACUUUGGGGGACUGAUUAGUGAUCUGUUAGGAUUAUCUAUGCAAAAUCGGAUGAAAAUGAGACAAUUAUAUUAUACUUGGGUGUCCGGUUAAAAAAAACUUGUCCGGUUAAAAAAAUAAUAUUUUUUUUGUUCUACAGAGAUUCCUGGCCUCGUAACUAAGUGUAACUAAGUUGAAUAAUCAAAUUUCGUCCCCUUUUCGGACUCUUGGACAACUUUUUUUCCAAAUCCUAACACCUGGGCUACUCUUGUUUUUGCGAAAAGUGUUGUAUUAGGGUGUCCCAUAAGUCUUGCAAAUUUUUGGGUUUAAGAAUUAACGUCUCAUUUCGAGGGCCCAGAGAACUAUACUUCUUAAUGAUUGGUACUGUUAGAACCACCAUCUCUUACACUUGUUAACAGCAUAAAAAUUUUUAAUUAACCACGUGCCCUCCGGGCAAAUACUUGACAUUCUUUAAUAUUGUCCAGUUUUGGGAAGGGUUAGGAAAACGAUUCCGUACUUUGGUAAGUGAGGCUGUACCUUUACAACCACACUUUUUUAUAAAUCUACUGAGUACUCUGUUUCUAAACAAACGGCGCUUGCCACUGAAUUCUUGCAUAUGACGCUGUCCUGCAGGUUUCUUGUAUCAGGCGCCAUGGUGAAUAUCACGAUGUACAUACUUUUGCGUAUAAAUUUUUUUGAGGAUGGUUUCUCAGGUCGGGCCGUUACCAUAAUGAAAAUAGCGUUAGAUUUAUGCGAUUUAAGCACGGAUCCGUUGGCUACCUUGUUCUGAAUUACCGCUAACCCAAGAAAAUUUGAAAAAAUGAGGUGCAUUUACUCGAUACCAAAAAAGUUGGCAUGGAUACAAAAAAUCUUGUAGUGCAGUGUCUUUUAAACAUUGACACAUGUAUUUUAUCUUAGCAAGAGGAUUUUGGAAUAGCGGUGCCAGGGGCUGAAAAAACACUAAAUUUAAAAAAUUUUCUGUAAAUUUUAAAAAUAAUCCGGAAAAUUUUGAAUUAUGUAUAUCUCAAGGCAAAAAAUUGAUACAGGCGGUAAUUAUAGCCUCAUUAUGUUCAAAAGCAAGCGUAGAUUACACACGAUGCACAGCUACGGCCAACACUUUCUACUGUCGAAAAAAUAGGUCAUAAAAACGUGAAUCCAACAGUUUUCAUAUUGGUCAAACCACCACAAAAGUGCCCAUGCCUGUAUCGCAGCGUGGACUAGAAUAAGAUCCAAGGCUCUCAUGCGUCCUAUUUUCACGUUUAGUGGGCCAACAGAUCUAUUUUUAGAAAGCAUAUAUCCAUUUUAAAAUCGGCAAGCAAAAUUUUUCUUAAUGUCUAGUACAAUAUCGGGGCAGUGUGGGCAGCAGGUGGAUCUUCUGUGGCUUUGUCAUAUACGGUUUAGAAGCGCUUUAUCUAAGCUUUAAACCAAUACAUCCAACAUACUCCGUAAUGCGUUUCAAAGCUUACAAGAAUUCGCACAAGUCGACCACCCAAAAAUUUGCAAGACUUAUGGGACACCCUAAUACUUGCACUUGGUAGACCCUCCGAAUUCUCAGUACUUUCCGGAUCAAACCGUCUCCUCUCCCUUCCUUUUCCCUCAUUACAUAACUCGCAUCGCGGAUCGCGGAAGUUUAAAGAGUUUUGUUUGGCCCCGCUGUUGACCCCGACCACAGAGUCGCCCCCCUUUUAAUCGUCGAGUGCGUUUUCGACGGAUUUUCCAUCCAUUUUGUAGAUUCAAUGGGCUCUCUCUGACAUUGAGGGACUCUCAAACGGGUUUUUUGAGCGAAAUCUGUGGGUUCGAUGCGAAUUUUGGUCAUAACUGUCGAUGAGAAACGAAAAAUUUGAUUUUUUCGGAAAUUUUGAUAGGAGAUUUGCAAAAUUUAUCGAUUUUUUGGUGAUUUUGGACAUUUUUUAAGCUGAAUUUGGCUUGUAAUUGUAGAAUAUGUUCUGAAAUUUAAUGAUGAUUACGAAAAAAAUAUGGUUUUCUGACUGUACUUUUAUAAAUUACAGUAAUUUUGGUCACCAAAAUCUCUAGAAUUUCGAAAUUUAUUGAUUUUUGGGGAUUUUGAGAAUAAGUAAUGAUGUCGACAAUCGUAUUUUACAAAAAAUAAUGACUUAAUUUUACGGUGCCUUUCAAAUUUCGCACUUUUCUGAUCGUAAAUUUGCAUACAGGCACUCCAUUCCCACCCUGUGGGAAUACAACUUUUUCGGCGAAAUUUCCGCGACAGCUGCACAUUUUUUGCACUUGAAUUCCCUCCUCAAAUAAUCUGCAUGCAGAGAGCGCGCUGAGCGAGGAGAGCGGCGAAAAUUGGUUGCCUCGGGGGCUGUCUGCGUCCAGUCUUCGCUCCCUUUUCGAAUGGGAAAUUCGCAGACAUUCGCUGCGGUGUCUAUGGGAGAGUACGAGAGUGUAGAGGCGAAAUUGGCGACGAGUUUUGAAUUUUUGGGUUGCGGGGAGGCUCAUUGUGGUAUAGGCUUGAGACAGUUGGGCAAGGGGACACCAUGGAAGACCUCAUUUGUGAAAAAUUUGAUCUAUAUAGGGCAAUUUGUAAGACUCAAAUGUUUAUUUGGCAAAAAAAAUUUUUUUGGACAUCCAAAGAGUAAGAGGAAAAGCUUGAUCGUCAAGGAGUUCACUCUUUAGAGUUCCGGUUUACAAAAGAAGUUCUCAAGGUGCGAUGCCCGGAUUCCCACUAAGGAUGUAUGGAAAUCUGAGUGCCGCACCUCGACCACUUUCAAACCGGGCCUCCGAAGAGUGAAUUCUUAUCCUUACUAA